CUGAGGUUGAAAAAGAUUUCUGAACAUUUUUUAUACCUUUUCCUUCGUCUGAGAGGUAUUGCAACGCAGAAAUGCACUCCAACUACAGCCAGAGUGAUUUCUGAAAAGGCAUCCUUGACAGAAGUCGGGGUUUGGCCCAAGUUAACAGAACGGACAGAAGUAGUAACAACCGAAUCACCAAAUAGCCUAGAAAGAGUUCACGAAGAAGGAGCUUUGAUGAUGAUUUUUGAUAUGAUGAUUAACGGACUCGAAGGUAUAAGUACAAGUAUUGAUGAAGCAAAUAAUCAGGAUGAUCAAUUAUAUGCAACGAAUCUGGUGCUGACUCUAUAUAAACAAAACAUGGUUAACAGAACGGACAGAAAUAGUAACAAUACAAGCGAAACACCAAAUAGCCUAGAAAGAGUUCAUGAAGAAGGAGUCUUUGAUGAUGAUUUUUGA
Messenger RNA from Danaus chrysippus (African queen), 438 nucleotides. The record is from the annotation of a GenBank genome assembly. Lineage: Eukaryota; Metazoa; Arthropoda; Insecta; Lepidoptera; Nymphalidae.